This is a messenger RNA of Striga hermonthica, 1644 nucleotides long. The record is from the annotation of a GenBank genome assembly. NCBI's taxonomy places the organism in Eukaryota, Viridiplantae, Streptophyta, Magnoliopsida, Lamiales, Orobanchaceae.
AUGUUCAAUUUAUUGGCCCUAAAUUACACGCAUCGCCAUCUCCAUUUUCGAAUCGUUUUCUCGGUCGUUUUGAAAACGCUGUAUUUCUUUAACGGGCCACCAUCUCCUGUAAAGUUUCUCGAAUUUCUGAUUGAGAAAUUGUCCGGCUCGUCGCCUAGUGAAGCUGUUAAGGCAAUGGGGACUUCUGAGACUGUGCUGGUGGCAGGAGCAACUGGCGGUGUUGGCAGACGAGUGGUGGAUAUAUUGCGCAAGAAGGGGAUUCCGGUUCGAGUGUUGGUCAGAAAUGAAGAGAAAGCAAGGAAAAUGCUUGGUCCAGAUGUUGACUUGAUUGUUGGGGACAUUACAAAAGCAAGCACAUUGGUGCCCGAGCACUUUAAAGGCAUACGAAUGGUGAUUAAUGCCGCAUCUGUCAUUGUUGGCCCAAAAGAAGGUGAUACUCCUGAUAGGGCCAAGUAUAGCCAGGGAAUCAAAUUCUUUGAACCUGAGAUUAAAGGCGAUUCCCCUGAAAUGGUGGAGUUCAUUGGGAUGAAAAAUCUGAUCAAUGCUGUUAAGGAAACUGUUGGACUUCGUAACGGGAAACUAGUUUUUGGAUUCGAAGACAAUUUAUCGAGAGAACUAGCUUGGGGUUCAUUGGACGAUGUUGUCAUGGGAGGAGUUAGUGAGAGUACAUUUUUCAUAGAUCAUAAGGGAGGUGAAAAUGGUGGACCCGUAGGAAUUUUCAGAGGAGUUGUUUCUACUGCUAACAACGGAGGUUUUACCAGUAUUAGAACAAAAAAUUUCACAGUACCAGAGGAUUUAUCGGCAUAUGAGGGUCUCGAAUUACGUAUUAAAGGUGACGGUCGUCGAUAUAAACUCAUUAUUCGAACUAGCCGUGAUUGGGACACUGUUGGGUACACAACAGGGUUCGACACAGUAAAGGACCAAUGGCAAUCGAUUCGCAUGCCGUUCUCUUCGUUGAGGCCUAUAUUUCGAGCACGGACAGUAUCUGAUGCGCCGCCUUUCAAUCCCAGUGAAAUUGUUUCUUUGCAGCUCAUGUUCAGCAAGUUCGAGUAUGAUGGAAAGUUAAACCCGACUUUUGUGGAAGGCCCUUUUCAGCUUCCAGUAUCGAGCAUACGGGCCUAUCUAAAAGAGCCAAUCACUCCCAGGUUUGUGCAUGUAAGCUCGGCUGGGGUCACUAGACCUGAAAGGCCGGGCCUUGAUUUGAGCAAGCAGCCUCCAGCUGUUCGUCUGAACAAAGAACUCGGUUUCAUUCUCACGUACAAAUUGACGGGGGAAGAUUUGAUAAGAGAAAGCGGGAUACCGUAUACAAUCGUGAGGCCGUGUGCUUUAACCGAAGAACCUGCUGGGGCUGAUCUCAUCUUUGAUCAAGGAGACAACAUAACAGGGAAGAUCUCCCGGGAGGAGGUUGCUCGAAUAUGCAUUGCUGCACUAGAAAGCCCAUAUGCUUGUGACAAGACAUUUGAGGUUAAAAGUGUCGUCCCGUUCAGCGAGCCAUACACGGUGGACCCGGAAAAUCCUCCUCCAGAAAAGGAUUACAGUGUCUUCUUUAAAGCUCUGAAAGAAGGGCACGGGGCGCGUGGGCGCAGGCGCAGGCGCAGGCGCGAGCAAGUGCAUAAGUCCGGACCCGGCCAUGGCCCGAGAUAG